AUGCAGCCCCUCACCAUACUCCUCACCCUAGCCAUCCUCCCUGGCCUCGUAGCCGGCACCUCAUCUCUCAUCAACACAACAUGCUCCGUCAUUCCUGAGAUGUCCUACGACUAUUGUGUUGGCGUGCUCUCGGCCGAUCCAGCGGGUGCCUCCGCCAAAGACAAGCGUGGGUUGGCCAUCGUAGCUGCUAACCAGAGCGUGCACAAUGUGACAUCCACAUUGCAUAUGAUGAGCGACCUAGUGCAAGGGCUCAACAAUUGCAUCGAGUAUUACAAGUAUAUGGGUGACUUGACGACGAGCGCCAUUGAUGACUUCCACGCAGGCCGAGAUGCUGAAGUGAUAUACGAAAAGUUACGGAGGGCCUCUGAUGAGCCCUUAAGUUGUGAUAUGGCGCUGUAUGAGGGAGCCACAAAAAAUCCCGUGGAGAAAGAGAACUCGGAAAACAAAUACUUGGCUCAUUUAGCCAGCGGCAUCACAUUUCUGAUGGUAAAUGGAGCCUCUUAA
Molecule: messenger RNA, 504 nt
Organism: Lolium perenne
Lineage: Eukaryota; Viridiplantae; Streptophyta; Magnoliopsida; Poales; Poaceae
Product: putative invertase inhibitor
Molecular function (GO): enzyme inhibitor activity
Source: RefSeq, a predicted model, not a curated record